Messenger RNA from Gossypium arboreum, 3354 nucleotides. RefSeq names its product receptor-like serine/threonine-protein kinase NCRK. The transcript has 10 exons. Gene Ontology annotation, molecular function: protein kinase activity; ATP binding. Bases 1233 to 3119 code for a protein of 628 amino acids. Gene Ontology annotation, biological process: protein phosphorylation. The record is from RefSeq and is a predicted model, not a curated record. NCBI's taxonomy places the organism in Eukaryota, Viridiplantae, Streptophyta, Magnoliopsida, Malvales, Malvaceae.
CAAAACAUCGCUAGUCUUUGUCCAUUUUCUUAAAACGGUGCUGUUAUAUAUCUCUUCUUUCAUUGAAAAUUGCAACUCUUUUUCCCUUUUCAAUUCAAUUGCUACUAUCUUUGAUUGGUUAUGAUAACAUUUAAGAAUAAUGAAUUAUUAUCCAUUCUUCUUAUAGCUUCUCUCUGGUGUUUAUCCUUGCUGGCUUCUCUAGUUUAAUACCCGGGUUUGAACUUAAACACCCACCAAUUUUUUUCUAAUUUUUUGGGUGCUUUUUCUAGGUUUAAUUUGAACUUCUUGUGUUGUUUAAAAACAAUGUGGAGUCAAAUAGCCUGUUGGAUUCAGUUUCUUUUUUUAUGAAGGGUAUGGGAUAAGGGUUUUCGAGUGAUAAACCCGAGAUUUGGGAAGAAAAUUAUAAUCAGUAAGUGUCCCCUGCUACCCCCAUUAAUGAGUUGUUUGUGGAGUGGGGAGGGGGAGUAAAGGUCUUUUGAUGCCAUAAUUUUGAAAAAAAUCAAUUGGUGUCAAUUGUAGACCAUGUGUAUUUAAUAUUUGAAGUAACUAUACUUUAAUAACAGCUGGUAAUUAGGUAAACCUUAUUGUGUUUUGCCCUUUGAAUUACUUUUCUUCAGUUUUGCUCUCCUUUGGACUGUAGAUAGAUACUAAUGAAUUCUUUGAACUUUGUCAUAUAGGUUUUUAUGUACAAGAGUGCUGGUACUGAGUGUAUUUUGAACAUACUAUUACCUGGUACCUUGCUUGAUUUGCUUGAUUUGCCUUGGGGGAGGGUUAAAGAAUUAGAAUUAACAGCCUUUGAUUUGUUGGCCAAACCAUGAAUUUGACACUACCUAACGUGAUAUAUUUAUUUUCUGCUUUUCUGAUAUACUUGCCAUCAUAUCUAGAGUUUAAGCAUGAAUGUAAGGGCAUUUGUUUUACUUAGUUCGAGAUUCCAGUGCUAUAUCGUAUGCCAUCUUCAAAUCUCUGAACCAUCUUAUAUCUUGGUUUCAACAUCCAGCCAAUCUUGUCAUAUGCAAAGCUAUAGUAUCGGUUUGGUUUAUAUGCAAAGUUCCAACAUCUUAAUAUCGGUUUGGUUUGUAUAAAUUAUUGCCCUUCUUCUUUGUCGCAUCAAUGAACCACCAUUCAGUUCUCAUUUGUUUUUAUCUUUUUGCACAUUAGAGGCUUUUAAGACAAGGGAAGUUUGAAUGAGCAGUCGCCCUCUGGCUCCAAAUGAAGUGUUCGGAUUGGAAUAAAUGAAGUUUGAAGUGGAAGUUGUCCUUGCUUGUUUCGUUACUUUGAUUUUGAUUCAGCAAGUUCUUUGUGAUGAGUUUUCUAAGUCAUCUGGCACAAACAAAUGGACAUGCACAUGCUCUUCCUUGUAUCCUGGAAAACAAAGCGACGUUCUUAAAUCUAACUGUUCUAGAUCCUGCAAUUGCAGUCCAGUUCAACCAAAUGGAGAUAGAUGGAAAUGCUUAUGUGAUAGUGAUGGAUUCCCCAAAGUAGCAGUCGACAAUCGUGAUACUACCUGUUUUACUGCCUGCAACUGCACUGCCGGAUCCUUUUCUGAGGCGCCAGUGAGAAAGAACUAUGCUAACAGAGUUGUUGUGAUUGUUCUAUUACUCUGCGUAAUUCUCACAACGUUGGCAUUUCUUGCUUCGUUAACAUGCUAUUUCUACCAAAAGGACAAGUGCCCAAAGUGCCCCAUCCAACCGUCAACAUUCUCGUCAGAUAAAGAAACUAGUUGCAACAGUGCUACCAACUUAAUAAGUAACAAUACUUCAUCCGCAGAAACUAAGGCUAACAUCAGUUUCGCUACUAAACCCAUUGCAGGAUGCUUCCAAAAGGCUUCAAUCCUUUGUUGGAGCAAAACGGGGAACAUACUUGGAACAAUUUGCCAGUUUGCCUACUCUGAACUGGAAAUUGCAACCAAUAAGUUCUCAAAUUCCAAUCUAAUAGGACUUGGAGGAAGUAGCUAUGUGUAUCGGGGCCAGCUCAAGGAUGGAAGAAUUGUUGCAGUCAAGCGACUUAAAAUUCAAGGAGGCCCCGAUGCAGAUUCCAUCUUUUCAACCGAGGUUGAGCUGUUGUCAAGGCUGCAUCAUUGUCAUGUCGUGCCCUUGCUUGGUUACUGUUCAGAAUUCAGUGGGAAACAUGCCGAGAGACUGCUGGUAUUCGAAUACAUGCCUAAUGGUAAUCUGAGGGACUGUUUGGAUGGAAUUUCAGAGGAGACCAUGUCCUGGGAAACUCGUAUUGCGAUCGCUAUUGGUGCUGCAAGGGGCUUGGAAUAUCUCCACGAAGCUGCUGCUCCUAGAAUUUUGCAUAGAGAUGUAAAAUCGACGAAUAUUCUUCUUGAUAAGAACUGUAGAGCAAAAAUUACUGAUCUUGGUAUGGCCAAACGUUUAAGAGCUGAUGGACUUCCCAGCUGUUCGAGUUCUCCAGCGAGAAUGCAGGGAACCUUUGGCUAUUUUGCCCCAGAAUAUGCAAUUGUUGGAAAAGCCUCACCUAUGUCUGAUGUUUUUAGUUUUGGUGUAGUUCUUCUGGAACUGAUCACUGGUCGGCAACCCAUCCACAAAUCAAACAAUAAAGAAGAAAGUCUUGUCAUUUGGGCUACCCCUCGUUUACAGGAUAGUAAGCGAGUGACCUCGGAGUUACCUGACACACGUUUGAAAGGGAAUUUUCCGGAAGAAGAGAUGCAGAUAAUGGCUUACCUAGCAAAAGAGUGCUUGCUGUUGGACCCCGAUGCUCGACCAACAAUGAGCGAGGUUGUGCAAAUCCUCUCAACUAUUGCUCCAGAUAAAUCGAAACGAAGAAGUAUUCCUGUAAACUUUUACCCGAUGCCAUCCGCCUACAAAACGAAUAAUGAAGCUUUUCUCGAAAGACAUCAAACCGUAAUCGAGGAUUUAUAUGACGCAGAGGAACACAUGCCAAGUACAUCAAAGUCAGCAGAGAGCUCGCGGCCAUCAAGCAUGAAUGAUAUUAGAAUCGCCGGCAAACAAAUAGUUACCCUGCCUGCCGAGUGCAUGGAGAGGCUGGUUUCUUUGAGUUCCAGUACUAGGAGUUCGCAUGUCCACGAUGAUGAAGUGGUAGACUUAAUAGAGCCGUGGUUUGAAUCGUUCCGUAUGGCAAACCUUAAGUCCCAAUGAAAAGAACAAUCCAAGCUGACAAAGGUUAAUAUAUUUUACACCCAAGUUUGCAUUUUUGGUUUCUUCAUGGUGUGGUACAUUUGUAGAGGAAAUGAUCCAUUUGAAAAAUAGGCCAAAUGAAGAUUGUGAUAGAAUGAGGUGGAUAUAGUUUUACAUUGAUUGCAUUUCAUGCCUUUUUUGUACAGAACAGCUAUACAAAAUUGAAAAUUUCAAAUCAACAAAGUUUGUAGAGCAA